Messenger RNA from Camellia sinensis, 1269 nucleotides. The record is from RefSeq and is a predicted model, not a curated record. NCBI's taxonomy places the organism in Eukaryota, Viridiplantae, Streptophyta, Magnoliopsida, Ericales, Theaceae.
ACUCGUGUUGCAAGAAUAUCCAAUAACUUCCCUAAUUGAAUCUGUUUUAUUUUAUUUUAUUUCUUGGGAACACUUCCCUAAUUAAACAUGGCCUACAAUUGGAUGAUAGAUGGGGGUGUACCAGGCAACCAAAAUUAGUCAGCGUCAUUGAAGCAUAGCCACGGAAUUGUAUGGAACGGAUGACCGUUUGGGCAUCCGCAUCAUCUUCCGGGCCCCACAUUCCACCCUCGCCCCCGUUCCCUCCAGACUCCAUCCCAACCCCAACACCAACACCAACAACUCCAACGCCAACUCCAACUCAUCUGUCCAUUGUUUUCUUCCUUUGUAUUCUAAACUCUUCUCUGCGUGCAGGUUCUCUCUCUCUCUCUCUACAUAUAUAUCAGAAGUAGAUAGAAGGGAAGCAGUUGUGGAACAUUGAGUUGAAUCGGACGGCGAAGGAGAGAGAGGGAGAGAAUAAGCAUGGCCAUUCCGGGGACGAGGACGCGCGUAGGCAAGUACGAGAUCGGUAAAACCCUGGGUGAGGGUAGCUUUGCCAAGGUCAAGUACGCUAAGAACACCGAAACCGGUGACAGCGUCGCCAUCAAAAUCAUCGACCGUGACCGUGUCCUCCGUCACAAGAUUCUCUCUCAGAUUAAGAGAGAAAUUUCUACGAUGAAGUUGAUCAAGCAUCCUAAUGUUUUAAAACUCAUCGAGGUUAUGGCAAGCAAGACAAAGAUCUACAUUGUGCUCGAGUAUGUUGGCGGGGGCGAGCUUUUUGACAAAAUAGCCAAACUAGGAAGACUUAAAGAGGAUGAAGCUAGGAGAUAUUUUCAGCAGCUCAUCAAUGCUGUAGACUACUGCCACAGUAGAGGCAUGUACCAUAGAGACUUAAAGCCCGAGAAUCUGCUUCUAGACUCAUUUGGUGUUCUCAAGGUUUCAGACUUUGGAUUGAGUGCAUUUUCCCAGCAAAUACGGGAAGACGUGCUGCUUCACACUGCCUGUGGAACCCCAAAUUAUGUUGCUCCUGAGGUGCUCACUGAUAAAGGUUAUGAUGGUACAGCAACUAAUAUAUGGUCUUGUGGGGUCAUUCUGUUUGUUCUUAUGGCUGGAUACUUACCUUUUGACGAGCCAAACCACAUGGCUUUGAAAGCAUUCAAGAACUUAGUUCUUCAAGUUUUUUUAAUUUUUUAAUAUAUGUAAUCACAGUUAAUUUUUUUUUAUUAAUUUCUUUGUAUAUAUUUUUGAACAUUUAACUUUCAUUUAUGAAAUAUAUGACGUUAUUCCAUUCAA